Messenger RNA from Bursaphelenchus okinawaensis, 6815 nucleotides. NCBI's taxonomy places the organism in Eukaryota, Metazoa, Nematoda, Chromadorea, Rhabditida, Aphelenchoididae. The record is from the annotation of a GenBank genome assembly.
AUGGUACUUCAAGGAGUGCCGCAUGUUGUGAAUUUUGCGUUAGGAACGCUAACUAAAGGAAACGUCGAGGAAAAGGUAAUGAUUUUUGAUUUUUUGACUUAAUUUUUAGGGGUUUGAAGAAAUGGAGAAGUGAAGAUGUAUAUUGGCUCUUUUGUUUUUUCCAGAAGUUUUCUAACAGUAGGGAUGACGUACAUUAUUGCAUUUUAAUUGCUACAACAUAAUUUACGUAUAAAAAAUGUUGGAAAGUAAUAUAAAUUGAAGAAAAGAUAUAAAUUACAGUGAUCAUAUUGUACACUCACUAAGACGACAAUUUUACAAAUUUCAGGCCGACAUGUUAAGGCAGGUAAUGCCUGACAGUUCGCCGGAAACUCGAAGCUGGUUUGUCUCUUUAAUUGUUGGACGAAUUACGAAUGCGGACAUACGGUCGAUCGAAGUGUUAUGUCAUCUUAUCCAUCACAUGAACUCGGAUCUUUUAUGGGAACAAGUUGUGGAAGAGACGGUGUUACAAGCUCGACAAAUCAUUAAUGGUUUAGUUAAUCCGCCUAGUGGAGGGCCUCAGAAGGCGCUACGAAAUCUGGGUGGCUUCUUGGGAUUGUUAACGAUUGGAGCUGAUAGGCCUAUUCUAUUGGACACGUUGGACUUAAAAAGGAGUUUAAUUGACGCUAUUGGAGAGAGCGAUGAUAAGAUGGCGAGAGUUCUGCCUUUUUUAGUUCAUUCUUUGAAGGCUAGCGCGAGGAGUACGGUAAGGACGGUUAAUCGUUAUUUUUGAAUAUUAUUUUUGUGAACAUUUAAAUUUUAAUGAGAUAUAGUUUUAGAUUUUCCACCCAGCUUGUUCGUGGCUAGCCCCGAUUUUUCACCUCCUAGAACAACUUCAAAACGAGCCAGAGCUAAAAAUGGUGUUCAAUUUAGAGAUUCAGAGCUUGUUUACGGAACUUCGCGAGAAUUCAGGGCCUUCACUAGUGGAUGACAUUGAUAAACUACCUUCUAGAGCAACCCCAAUCGAACAGGAUUGCCCACCAAGACUGCCUUUACCUACUGCAGCUCAGGCAUUUACGAAUGCUUUUGGAUUUCAAUCAAACAUGUAUAACAUGCAUGCUUCUGAUAGUCAAAUGGUAGGGGUUUUGUGAUAAUAAUUGAGUUUAAAUAACGUGAUUUUACUUUAAAAUUUGCUUUUUAAUACCCCAUUUUCAGUCAUCAGCGUUAUGUCAAUACUACCCUCAAGACCUAGCACCCGACUUGUACGAUAUGCCGUACUCGCCGACCGAAUCGAUGGGAUCUCAGUUUAAUACUAAUUUCUUCAAUCCUGCUUUUAUGCAAGGGCCACCAAAGAGGAACAUGUUUAAUAAGUUGCAUCAUACCCACUCGGCGCCAAGUUUGGAUCAGCUAGGAAUGAGGGAUUCUCCACAAGGAGUCGUGAACUUCAAUUGUAACCCGAGCUACGGAAUGCCGAGCACGCAGCGAACUGGUGUGUAGGAGUAACAUUUUAUUUUUAUAUUUUUUAAAAAAAUCUUUGAAAAGCGAUUUUUGAUGAUUGUUAAAUAGGUUUAUAUACUAUAACACGUGGUGUUUUAGUUUUCUGUAUUAUAAUUUAUGUUGUUUUAGUUAAUAUUCCAUUUUCAAAGGACCAAAAGUACUUGUGGGAUGUUAUCCAACGACUAAACUUUAAUUGUACUCAACUGUUCAAAGUGAUUCCAAAGACGAAAGAAUACGUCAUUGAAGCUAUUCAGCCUUUGAUUAAUGAUGCGGAAAGUAAGGCCUAAACAAUUUUUUUGUUGUUAAUCUUUCCAUCAUUUGUAACACGCUCUUAAUGGUUAACAUACCUAUGAUAACCAACUCUACCUCUUCAAUAUAACUAACUUUACCCCUUCAGAAACCGUUUCUCAAAUCCUGUCUCGUUUGAGUGACUCCGUGAAGCAAAGCGCUCUCACAAUACUGUACCGUGACAUGGUACUAGUGGAAGAUCCGGUCGUUUUAACAAUGGCAUUUCAAUCUACAUUCCGAGUACUUUUGUACGCAAUGUACGAACCACGAAGUGCGAUCGAAGUUCUAAGAGAUAGAUACACGGAAGCAAUUCGAAAAGCGAUGGAGAAGACGUCGGAACAAGUUGGACAAAAGGUGGAGGCCAUGAGGACGAUCUUUGAUCAUGCUAGUCAGGAAUUCAUUAUUGUAGGGAUUUGUUUUGUUUUUGGAUGGGCCUUAUAGCAUUUUUUUUUGAUAUUUGGGGGUUUUUAAGAAUGCGAAAUGUUUUUUUUGCAUUUAUAUUUACAGGGUGUCCCAAGAAAUUUGCAGGAUUUUAAAAAUUUGUAAUUCAUCUUUAAGUGAUGGCUGAAAUACCAAACUUGGUACGGUGGAAGUAUGGCCAAUGUAUAUUUUUUGUGAAGAAUUUUGGGAUUUUAGAGUGCAUAUGAAGGUCGUUAUGAAUUUUUGAAAAAACCCAUCUUUACCCCGAAAUACACAUAUUUUCAGUUGAAAAUCACUUUUUUCAUCAAAAAUUUCUUUUUAGCUGUUUUGUGGUUGGAAAUGCAUUUUUGAGAUGAAAAUUUAUGUUCUCCGCAAUGGCGAAGAGUCGGCGGACGCUUUAAAUCAUCGGCGGAGGCCAUAACUCGUUUCAAACUUUAUGGAUAAACUUGAAACUAAAACCGAUUUUCUUAAAAUUUUAUGCGCUAUCUUCCGAUGUAUGUAUUCCAUCGAAAUGUUAGGUAAAAACAAAAGGUUACACAAAAGAGACAAAUCAAACGCAUAUUAAGGUAAAAUGUGUAAUGUUGUUUAUAUGGGCAUAGGUAUAGAAAAAAAAGUUAUAAGGUUUUUAUUUAGGAAAUUUAAGUUACUUAUUUCACCUUUUUUAGUAUUAUAUUGUAAAAACUACCCAAAACAUAAACUGCAACUGAAAAAUUCCACGAAGUUUUAUUCUAAUAUUUAUCUUUUUAAAAUAUAGACCAAAAAUUAACUUUUUAUGAUGCUAAUAACUUAAACUUUUAAGUUUCUGUUUUUGCCUUAACAUUUCAACACAAUUUAUACACCGGAGGAUAGCGCAUAAAAUUUUAGAAAGAUCGGCUUUGGUUUCAAGUUUAUCCAUAAAGUUUGAAACGAGUUAUGGCCUCCGCCGAUGAUUUAAAGCGUCCGCCGACUCUUCGCCAUUGCGGAGAACAUAAAUUUUCAUCUCAAAAAUGCAUUUCCAACCACAAAACAGCCAAAAAGAAAUUUUUGAUGAAAAAAGUGAUUUUCAACUGAAAAUAUGUGUAUUUCGGGGUAAAGAUGGGUUUUUCAAAAAUUCAUAACGACCUUCAUAUGCACUCUAAAAUCCCAAAAUUCUUCACAAAAAAUAUACAUUGGCCAUACUUCCACCGUACCAAGUUUGGUAUUUCAGCCAUCACUCAAAGAUGAAUUACAAAUUUUUAAAAUCCUGCAAAUUUCUUGGGACACCCUGUACUGUUUGCCUAAAAUACAUGAUAAAACAUUUAGGCGAACAAAUUUGUGAUUGUCGAGUUGAUCAGUCAAACAAUCGACCAAUUCGCUUUCGAUAUGGCCCAAAUGGAGUACGAAAAGAUGAUGUACGAGCGGUCGAUCACACUACGAACGAACGCUCCACGACCAGAAAUGGCUAGGUUCAUAGGCCAUCCACAUUCAAUGCACGUCCUAAAUGCAUCGUUACCUCCAAAGUUACGAAGACACGUCUUGUUAGAAGCCAAGGAGCAUGUAAUACUAGACAAUUUUGAAUCGAUGGCGAAACAACUUCAAUCUCAUUUGUACACGUUGUUCACAUUUAAACCUCCGAAGGAAGAAACGAAGACGGAAUUGCCGGCUGUACUACCGAAGGUGUCAAGGGAAGAUUUCCAAUUGAAAGCAUCGUUGGAGUCAACAUUACCUGAUUGUAUUAGUGGGUAAGAAUAAGGUCUUUUAAAAUGGCAUAAGGAUACAUAGCUAUUUUUGAGUGCAAUUGAUAUCUUCAAAACUAAAAAGCAAAUUUUCAGAUCGCCAGUAAUAACCCCAACAGAAAAGAAGAUGACCCUAGAGUCACGAGCUGUCGGUUCUCAACUUCUAAGCCAAUCAACAUCACAAGCCCAAGCCGAGAGAGUUUUUUUUGAUGAAUCGAUCGAAAAACUGUUCAAAGAUUGGUGUAUUGCGUUGAAGAAUGGUUUGUACGAAAACUCACGAGCUCAUAGUACAGUAAUCACUCAACUAUACGAACUUGGCGUAACGCAAGAUGAAUCCAAAAUCAGUCGAUUUGUCUACGUUGGAAUGCAGAUUUGUUUGGAAGCGGCGAAUUUGCUGGAAAAACAGGUGGGUUUUUGGAUAUUAUACUAGUUUUUAUAAUAUGUUUUUAGGUACAAAAUUUGAUUGUAAAAUACGAAAUUAAAAAACUUUGUAGUCGUGGUAUAAAAGUUUGAAAAAAUUAGCAUGUACUUAGUGUCCGCGAAAAGCGGAGGCAACGGGCGUGGCCCGAUACCCCCGACUUACUGCAUUAACAUAAUGGUCAGUCGUCCACACAAUCAAAAGGGGUAUCGGGACCACGCUCGGUCGCCUGGUCUUUUAAUAAUUGUGUUUUUGGUAAUAUUAUAUUUUUUGAUUGUUUUAUCAUCGUGCAUAUUGUCGAGUUAUUGUAUGUUUUCUGUUUCGGUUUAUUAACCCAAGUUUGAGGGUGUAACAAUAAAUCCUAUCAAGUGAAAUUCUCGGAUCGUCGGAAUUCUUCACACUUAGCAAAAUCACUCUGUUUUAGGAUAGCAAGGACCGUAUAGCCGCGUCGAGACAAAUCCACAGCUACGUGACCGCCUUCUUGGCCAUGAUCGACUGUGUAGCGGAGUUGGAACAGGAAAAGAAUGAGAAACGAUUGCAUUUUGUACAAACGGUUGGUGGCGCCAUGGUCAAGUUGAUCACGGAAAACUUUGCCGAAGACGUGGUAGCAUCCGUAGGGUAUCUUCAAAGAAGCGUAUACUACUAUGCCUUGAGGUCGUUGUCCAUAAGCCAACUAAGGUCGGGGACAAUGUGUGCUGUGCCGUUUGUCGAGUUUUUGUGGUAGGGUUUUUGGUUAUUUUGAGGUUUUUCGAUAGGAAAAUUAUUUUAUAUUGAUUUUGUAUGUGGAAAAAUUUGUUUUUGAAAAAUCAAUGUGAUUGCUGUAUAUUUUGGAGUAAACAUGCCAUUUCUGUUUUAUAGUAUGCAAAUUUUUCAGCCGAGCAUACGAAAAGCUGAACCCAGUGAACCUGCCCGCCUUCACCGAGUCCUACAUCCUUCUCAUCGUCCAGCCAACGUUUUUAAGCACGUUGUUUGAUCCGGAACUGGUCUCGAAACAAACAGCAUCGUCCCUCUUCAUGCUACUUCAUUCCCCGGUAUUAACUGUACUGAAAGACCUAAUGGAAAGUGGCGUCAGCAAUGUAAAACCGGAGGUCCUGAGCUUAUAUUCGGCCAACUCGCAGAUCAUUAAGUUGUUGUACACAUAUUAUCCACAAGUUUUACAAGAUUUUCACUUUACAUACGUGGAAAUGCUGCCGAGGUUGUGCCUUCACUUGAGGAAUUAUGUGUUGGAUGCGGCGGUGGAGUCAAACAGGUCGAGUUAUGAUCCCAAGAGAACGUUCGCUGAUGUGAGUUUUGUUUUUGGGUUUUUUAGUUUAUUUUAAUCUUUUUCAAUAAUUAUCCUUGUCAUAUAAUCGUGUUUAUUUUGUUUUUGGUUUUUCAAAUAGUGAUUUUAUAUUUUAACUACGAUUUGUUGUUAUUUUGUGAACGAGUCCUUCAUUUUUCCCCAAUUUCAGUACUGCAAAACGCCUCAAAUGAACACGAAUCCGCUGGUCCACGCCGACUUGGCCAAUGUAAUUUCGGAAGAGUUAAAAACAGCCGUCGAUGACUACCUUCAACACCGCUCAUCAAUCGAAUCCUUGUGCAAUCUCUGCACCUUCCUAAAGCAACCGAGCGAUGUGAACAGGACGACGCAGUACAACUUGACAUUGAUCAAUAGUCUAGUGUUAUAUCUGGGUGUGAAUGCAAUCGACGAACUCAAGAAGACAAAGCAACAAGUCACGGUAUUCAGCUCACAAAACACCGCCGAAGCCAAUGUGUUUAGGUAUUUGAUGGUAUCGUUGUGCAGUGAAGGUAGGUCGAGGUUUUGUUAUGUGAUAUGGUAUGAUAGGUUGUUAAGGCUGUUUUGCAAAGUUUUUUUGAAAUAUAUGAGGAAGAAGUAAAAACUAUUAAAAAUGUGAUGAAGCCUUGAAGAUUAGAAAAGUUAUCAUAUAACUUUUUAGGCCUCUUCCGACUCUUCACCUCAAUGACGGACCAACUCCGGAACGCCAGCACACAUACCGCCUUCUUCGCGUCCCUGGUAUUACACAUGUUCCAAACAGCACACUCAGAUACGAUCCGAGAAAUCAUCACAAGGAUAUUGUUGGAACGACUACUUGCUAGCCGGCCGCAUCCCUUCGGAGUGAAAGUUGUAAUGGCAGAACUUCUCACAAACCAAGAGUACAAGUUCUUCGAACUACAGUUUGUUCACAGUUCGCCCAUUGUGGAACGGUGAGUUUUGUGAAAUGUUAGGUCAAAUAAUAAUCAAAUUGGUGCCUACCACAAGUUUUACAAUUAAGAAUGUGUAGAUGUUUUAAAAUAAAUGUUAGGAGCUUAUCUUGAGCUCAUAAGCUAAAUUCUCUCUUUUCAGAAUCGUAGUGUCUUUGUCAAAGUACCUUGGUAUCGAGCUGAAUGCAGAAGUGAUCAACGACACGUUCAAGUUCUUCCCCCUCAAGAAGAAGGAGGACAAACCAAUAAUGAUGACGCGGAUUCCAGAAUCCAUCAGCAAUGAAGAAGCACAACGACAGCGAACUGCAGCCAUGAGGUGA